CAGGGUGGUGAGAUAGUUCCUUGACCAAGGAUUGAACUGGAGCCCUUGGGAUUGAAAGCACCAAGCCCUAACCACUGGACCACAGGGAAUUUCCUGAAAAUUACUUCUAAUGUGCAGAAGGUGGAGGAAAAGUAGUGGGGGCUGGCUUGGCUCCUCACAGCACUGAGCGAGAAGGGAACAGCAGCAGAGACCACAGGCCAAGGGGCCAACGCUGGAAGGACACCCAACACAGAGCCUUGUGAGACAGAGUGUCAGCCCCGGAAGAGAGGUGCUGAGGUUGAAGAGGGAGGAAGACGCUGAGCAUGCUGUACAGGCAGCCAGGCGAAGGGGGCCUCCUCUUGGACGGACUCCUAUCAGUGUCUAUGUAGGUCCCACUAUGUGUUUCCUGAAACUUGGGUCCCAGUGUUAUCCAUUCCAGAACAUUCCAUCAUUAUGAAUAACAGGCUGUGAGAAGUUAAUCUUCCUCUCCAGCAGCAGCUUUGUUUCGUUUCUGUUCUGAGAGGAAGCCAAAAGGAGAAGACCCCAAGCGGCCAUGAGCUCUGCCAUCACCACCUGUGAGCACCCCAACCCCUUGCAGAGGGGUGAUGGUGUGCUCAGCUCCCAUGAAGGUGACCAAGGCAGGAAGAAGGAUGGCCAGCUCAAGAGUCCCAGCAGGAGCCACCUGGCUUAUGGUAUCCUGGAUAGCCCACCAUGGUAUCUCUGCAUCUUCUUGGGGAUCCAGCACUUCCUCACGGCCCUAGGGGGGCUUGUGGCAGUGCCGCUCAUCUUGGCUAAGGACCUGUGUUUGCAGCAUGAUCCCCUGACCCAGAGCUACCUCAUCAGCACCAUUUUCUUCGUCUCUGGCAUCUGCACUCUCCUGCAAGUAUUUUUAGGAAUCAGGCUGCCCAUUCUCCAGGGAGGGACCUUUGCUUUCUUGGGACCCUCCCUGGCCAUGCUGUCUCUUCCCACCUGGAAGUGCCCCGCGUGGACACUCAAUGCCAGCCAGGUGAACACCAGCUCACCUGAAUUCACUGAGGAAUGGCAGAAGAGGAUCCGAGAGCUGCAGGGAGCCGUCAUGGUUGCCUCCUGUGUCCAGAUGCUGGUGGGCUUCUCAGGCCUCAUUGGCUUCCUCAUGCGCUUCAUCGGCCCCUUGACCAUUGCUCCCACAAUCUCCCUGAUGGCCCUGCCUCUCUUCGAUUCUGCGGGUGAUGACGCCGGGACCCACUGGGGGAUUGCUGCCACGACCAUCUUCCUCAUCGUGCUGUUUUCUCAGUACCUGAAAAACAUCGCAGUGCCCGUGCCCGUUUAUGGACGAGAGAAGAAGUCUCACGCCUCUAAGUUCUACCUGUUUCAGAUCUUCCCUGUACUGCUGGGGCUCUGCAUCUCGUGGCUGCUCUGCUUUGUGCUCACAGUCAGCGACGCCCUCCCUUCAGCACCCACAGCCUACGGGUAUCUGGCCCGCACUGACACCAAAGGCAACGUCCUGAGCCAGGCUCCGUGGUUUCGCUUCCCUUACCCAGGACAGUGGGGCCUCCCCACCGUCAGCCUGGCUGGGGUCUUUGGGAUCAUUGCAGCGGUAAUCUCCUCAAUGGUGGAGUCAAUAGGCGAUUAUCAUGCCUGUGCCCGCCUGGUGGGGGCACCACCCCCUCCAAAGCAUGCCAUCAACCGAGGCAUCGGCAUCGAGGGCCUGGGCUGCCUGCUGGCAGGGGCCUGGGGGACAGGGAAUGGCACCACCUCCUACAGCGAGAAUGUGGGUGCACUCGGCAUCACCAGGGUAGGAAGCAGGGUGGUGAUUGUCGCUGCGGGCUGCGUGCUGCUCCUGAUGGGCAUAUUUGGGAAGAUCGGGGCUGCAUUUGCCACCAUCCCGACACCCGUGAUCGGAGGCAUGUUCCUGGUGAUGUUCGGGGUCAUCACUGCCGUGGGGAUUUCCAAUCUCCAGUACGUGGACUUGAACUCACCCAGAAACCUCUUCAUCUUCGGCUUCUCCAUCUUCUGUGGGCUUGCCAUUCCCAACUGGGUGAACAAGAACCCAGAGAGGCUCCACACAGGGAUUCUUCAGCUGGACCAAGUCAUCCAGGUGCUGCUGACCACGGGCAUGUUUGUUGGUGGAUUUCUGGGAUUCCUGUUGGACAACACCAUCCCUGGAAGUCUGGAGGAGAGAGGCCUUCUGGCAUGGAGUCAAGUCCAGGAGGAGUCUGAGGAGACUACGAAGGCCUUGGAGGUCUACGGCCUCCCCUGGGGGAUCGGCACCAGGUUCUGCACGUCCUCCUGUGCCCAGUACCUCCCCUUCUGGCCCAAGGAAGGCGAGGUGGGAGUGCGCGACCUCUCGCUCUGCCCCUGGGACUCAGAAGAGGGGCCCCGGAGGGCCACAGACACCCGGAUGUGAGAAGGCUCCUUCUGCACCGCCCCCACCCAGUGUGCUCCUCGCCCCACCCACCAUGGGAGGUACCCUGUCGACCUGAGCGUCUCUGCACCCCACACGUGGUGGCAGAGUUAGAUAAGUGUUAGAUUAAGGCCAGGGCAAGCGUGCUGUGACCCCCGUCAGCGAGUCACUGAGGUCUAGACUCAAGCUACAUCCUUACACCGUGCUCAGCCCUCCCGUCUCCAGGGUAAACCAGGGCAGCCCGGUGUCCACGCAGAAAGCCUCUAGGCAGUAUUUUGAUGCGUUGGGAGGCAGAGGCUUUGGGUGGGGUAGGGAACAGAGAUGGGGCUGUUAGCUGAAAGGUGACAGUAACAUUUCUCUUCCUCCGCAAAGAAGUAUGAGGCCUGCUGACCCCUCCCAUGCAGGUUCCUCCCAUCCAGAUUCCUCCCAAUCAGGCCCCUCCCCUCCAGGCCCCUGCCACUGGGAAACGCUGAGCUUGUGCUAAGUCAUUCCGUCGUGUCCGACUCUGUGCAACCCUAUGGACUGUAGCCCGCCAGGCUCCUCUGUCCAUGGGACUCUCCAGGCAAGAAUACUGGGGUGGGUUGCCAUUUCCUCCCCCAGGGGAUCUUUGCCCCC
Bubalus bubalis (water buffalo) is the source of this 2977-nucleotide messenger RNA. Its product is annotated as solute carrier family 23 member 1. Lineage: Eukaryota; Metazoa; Chordata; Mammalia; Artiodactyla; Bovidae. Bases 533 to 2365 code for a protein of 610 amino acids. Gene Ontology annotation, molecular function: transmembrane transporter activity. The transcript has 14 exons. The record is from RefSeq and is a predicted model, not a curated record. Gene Ontology annotation, biological process: transmembrane transport. Gene Ontology annotation, cellular component: membrane.